Messenger RNA from Spirometra erinaceieuropaei, 18617 nucleotides. NCBI's taxonomy places the organism in Eukaryota, Metazoa, Platyhelminthes, Cestoda, Diphyllobothriidea, Diphyllobothriidae. The record is from the annotation of a GenBank genome assembly.
AUGCAAUACCUCCUUCAUGGCAUAGCUCACUUCUUUGAGACCAAAGACCUUAUGCGACUCGCAAUAAACGGCGACUCCCCGUUACUCUUGCCAUACAGUAGGUAGGCCAACUCAUGAAAUGUCAACCGAAAUUCUGAAAUGCGUUUUCGUUUCAUAAUGAAUAAGUAUGAGGAGUUCUAAAACUAAUCAUCGUGCAGCAUAAUUCUAUAAUAAUUCUGUUACCUCAAAAUACCGGUUUCGAAUGAACUUCUUCCCGGCCGCAUGCAAAAACUACACUCUGUGCAAAAUGACUACUUAACUAGCAUGCAUUUUACUCAUUGAUCUGCAGUACCCUUAAAGAAUCAAAUAUAUUUCAUAAAAAGCAUGAAGUUAGUAUAGUAUCCUCGCGGAUGUGCUAAUAUAUUAGCGGUGAAAAAUCAUACUACUGAAGCAUGACGCCUUAAUAGUAUAUUACACUGUGAAUUACAGUAUGGAGUUUAGUGUGAAUGUAAGCAGGUUUUAAAGAUACAUAGAAAGGCGUGCCUACAGUGCCUCUGGACGGAGACAUUGUGAGGGGAGUUGGGGUCGUUGUGGCACAGACGCGAAGCCGAAAGUAGGUUAGAACGACUCAAGGCAAUUAUUUUACUUUCGUAGUAGUAUCCCGCCCUUUGACUCUGCCACCAAAUCUGUCUCGCGCCCCGUGUUAUAACACGGUCAGCUCUGAUCGCUGACCAUUUCAGAGCUCCAGCAGAGUUCGCCUGCCUCGCAAAACGAGCUCCGUGCGAGCUCAUUCAGAGCACAUUUUGCUAUUAGGGUACUAUAGUGAUAAUACGAUGUCAGAAUUUCGACAUAGUUAUAUAACUAUGUCGAAAUUCUGACAUCGUAUUAUCACUAUAGUACCCUAAUAGCAAAAUGUGCUCUGAAUGAGCUCGCACGGAGCUCGUUUUGCGAGGCAGGCGAACUCUGCUGGAGCUCUGAAAUGGCGGGCGUUAAAAUACGCCAUCAGCUUCACAUAUGUGAAGCUGAUGGCGUAUUUUAACGCCCGCCUUGAUUCCUCUACCACUUUAGUAACGAUCAGACUCGUGCCGAAUGUGGGAAUAGUUAACUAGACAUCAUGAAGAUAUUGUAUUGUUACUAGGAGCACUGGUACUCAAGACAACGUUGCUUAUGAAAUCAAAAAUUUGAGCAAAAAUCUCGACGCAGGUGAGAUUCGAACUCACGCGGGGAAACCCCAAUGGAUUAGCAGUCCAUCGCCUUAACCACUCGGCCACCGCGUCACGUUCUCGCAGUGCUCAAAAAGCCUACAUUAAUUUCUCGCAACUGUGACUUUUUAUUCAUGAACUGAAGCAGCAGCAAUUCUGGGCACCUCCGCUAUCUGUCGAAAUUUCUAUCAAAUUAUGCUACUUAUAGCUGUUCCAGGCACCCAGAAUGUGUGCUCCUACAAGAGGGUGCUAUGGAAAAGUCCAACAAGUAUUUUUAAGACAAGUUGCUACUAAGCAAACAGUAAGGAAGAUAUACCGUCAUCCAAGUUAAUGCAAUCCACCGUUCCUUUUUAGUCUCAAAAGGGAAUCGACCUGUUCUAUUGCAACCCCCACAGCAAUUAAUGCUUUUGAAUUUAUCCUUCCAAUCUUUUUCUACGGUUGAGCCUUCAGUUGUGCUUUAUUAUCGUCUGUCGGUAUGAUUCGUCUCAAAUGAUGCUCUCCGAAUUAGAUUGCAUUCCGAACUACUAAUUACUGAAUUUGACGACAGCAAGUGUACCUUCGGCUCGUUCCUCGUACGUUAGGCCAGCUGACUGUCCUACUCCUUUCAGUCCGUCAGUAUCUUGACUAUCGAUGAACGGAGGGUAUGGCAAACUGAGUGCUCACGACACUCAAAUGUCAACCGUUGUGCCUUGAGAGGCUCCGACGGGCCACCGUCGGAAGAGCUUCAUUAAUCCUUGUCAGUUCAUUUCAGUUUAUUCGAAAGAAAGUACAGUAGGUGAGCUUACGCAUGAAAUGUACACCAAAAUUCCGUAAUGCGUUUUCGUUUCGAAAAGAGUGAAUAAGUCGGGUUGUAAAACUAGUCAGUCUGAAACAUAAUUCUUAAAAAUUUCAGUUAUCAUAGGAUGUCGGCUUUCGAACGAACAUCCUUCCGGCUGCAAGUGAAAAUCACACUCUGUAAAAAAUGACUACUAAUGUAGCAUGUAUUUUUCUCAUUGAUUUUCGAUGUCCCUAAAUGUCCAAUUAUAUUUCAUGGAAAGCAUGCACAAAAAUAUUCAUUCUGUUGCUCAUUCGGUAGAAAAUUAUGUCUUUUUCUAAUUUACUGCUCGAAAGAGGGGCAUAAUGCGGUAUUAAAAACGUUUCUUACUAUGGGACUUUUAUAUGCCGUGAAAUGGCCGUUCAUAAAUCGAAAAGUCUCUGCAUUUACCAAUGUGGCUUGUAAAGCUAACAAUAUGAUUCAAAUCCACAGCUAAAUUUUAUGGACCCUAUAUGGUGUCCCUUUAUAACCGCAGAGAAAUGUGUGGUUUUCCGUACGUGAAAAAUAUACGGCUUGUUGUUUGGAGACCCUGAACGCAACUGAAACGGCAUAUCAGAUUUAGUAUUAUUCGGGAACUGGAAAGGUUUUCAAAAACCGAACUAUGCCCUUCUUUUGAGUAUAUUAUUGGAAGAAGGCGCAAUUUUCUACCAAAGGAGCAAAAGAAUGGAUAUUUUGUGCAUAUUUUCCAUGAAAUAUAACUGGACAUUUAGGGGCAUUGAAAACCAAUGAUAAAAAUUCAUGCUACUUAAGUUUUCAUUUUUUAUAGCGUGAAAUUUUUGCUUGCAGCCGGAAGGAAGUUCACUAGAAAGCCGGCAUCCUUGAAAUAUUGUAGAAUUGCGUUGCAGGCUGACUAGUUUUACGAUUCUACGUAAUUAAUCUUUUCAAAGCGAAAACGCACUUCGGAAUUUCGGUUGGUAUUUCAUGAGUUGGCCCACCUACUGUUCGUCCAUUCUAUCCUCUGUCGACUUUACUUAAACAUAGCUCCAUCUACGUGGAAGGCAGAGCAAGUGAGGUCGACAUUACUCUGACCAAACGUCUAUUUCCUUAGUCUAAACAAUUUAACGUGUCUCGAACCCACAUCGACGUUCAAGCAGUCGUGGAAUAGGGGAGUACAGACCGAGGAUCGGUUUCUAUAGGCCUUUUUAGUGCAGUAUUGAAGACCAUGUUAUGACUAGUUAGUAGGUUUGAGCAGUUAAUGAACCAAAUAUCAUGUCUAACUGACCCGGCUUAGAUGAGCCACUAGGUACACGAGAAGGGGAGAGAGAGUUAGAGAAUAUGCGAUCCAGCUCAGACACCGUGCCUAAUUUCCUCCCUACGAAUAAUCAAACGCGUUUUAAGACUGCCAUGACUCGUCAACAGUCAUGGUGUGGAGGACCACAUGCCCAAUGCGUUAAAAGUGAAGCUCACGCAGUUAGCCCAGUUGUACGUGUUGGUGUGAAGUGACAGACUGGUGGGCUAAGAGACGGGCUGCCAAGGUCCUUUCUUAGCGUGAGCUCUGGCACGCUCGCACAUGUGAGGAGUGGGUGUGUUUCGUAAACAGUGUCCCUCAGUCGACGACUGACUGGUUACCCUGUCUUUGAAGGAUGAUAGCCCAGGCUAAAUGCAUGACUGCACGUCACCCCUCUAAACAUUAGGAAUCGUGCGCGUUUGCUAGAACCAUUAUUCAGCAAAACAUGGUCCUCACAAUCUGGUGUGCGUUGUCAGUCCUCUGGCAUUCAGGUUCCCGCCGGCAGAUGCGUUUGCGGUCCCCGCUGGGUAAACGGGUCGUGAGCAUGUCUGCCCACUGACUUGUGGCAUCAUCUCCUCUUUCGGUUCGAUUUUUAUUGCCAGUUAAAAUCCUAGUCGAAUGUUUGCUGUGUAGCAGCAGGUGUGGUGGUAGGUUUUAGAUGCGGGUACGGCCGUGCCAACCACCUCUCCCACCUUCGGUCUUCCUGGCUAUGCCUUAACAUCUGACACAGGUGGGGAGGAGAGAGUGUGAUAGACGCUGUGCAAGUCUGCUACCACUAUAAACUAAUACACAGGCAAGUCACCGUGUCUGCUUUAGCUUGUCUGUGGAACAUACGGUGGACGUCGUUGGCAAUGACGGCCGAACUGUCAGAUGCGCUUUCUCAUAAAAUGUUAACCAAAAUUCUAUAAUGCGUUUUAGAUCCGUUGCGUUGUAAUAUUAAUUUUCGUGUGCCAAAAUACCGACGUAUUACAACCACGCCAGGGUGUUAGCUUUCGGAGGGGCUCUUUAUCGACCACCUGCGUAAGAUACACUCCAUAAGAACGAAUACUUAGAUAGUGUGCAUUUUUCCCGUUUCUUUUCCAUACCUCGUGAAGAAAUAUUUUCCUCCACCCAUUUGACAAAAAAUUGCGUUUGCCUUGAAUUGUAUGCUUAAGAAAAGAGUCUCUUUAGGUUUUUAAGAAGUUUCUGAUCAUGAGGUUUUUCAAGACAGCGAAAUGUUCAAUCGUACAGCAUCGCAUCAGCACAUUUAUUAAUGCCGCCUAUAAGGUGAACAACGUGGUCGGAACUCAUCACAAAAUUUUAUGAGCCCUUUAAGUCCUCUUCAUAAUAACGUGUUAAAAUGCCUGGUUAGCUAUCGGGUGAAGGAUCCCAAACACACAAACACGAUCAGCCGAAGGUGCCUGUCUAACUGGAAUGGUGGUAAUAGGGGUUUUAGGGGCGGGGCUUAUGAAUUUAUGGAGGAAUGGCAGAAUAAGUAUAGAUAAUUGUUAAAUUCGGUUUUUGGACGGGAAGGUUUUGAUGCAUUGACAUGCAGCAACCGAAAGUAGGCAGGACAAUUAACGCAAUAAACUUUAAGGAUAAGAUGUGGUUAUAUGGCCCCACCUGAUGAACAUAAUACUGUUGGGGUUGGGGGUUAGGGCAACUAUUUCUUAACCACUUGAAGUACAACCCCGCAUUCCCAAUAGCUUUUCUUUGGCCAAUAGAAGCGAAGAGAGGAGUCCUAAGAAGCAGCCUUGAAGAAGAAGACAUUAUCGCCAGGCUAAUCAAGCGGUCGUGUCUUCUUCUUCAAGCUUUUCUUUUGCAAAUAAUUACUUGACCUCGUCGCCUAUACGUUCCCGGCCCCACCUGCUAAAAACCCUAUUACCACCGGUCCCGCAUUAGGGGUGACUAGGGUUUGUUUACUUCAGGUGGGGCCACCAAACCACAUCCGACAAAAAUAUCCUUUUAAGACGGUGUCUGCAAAGGAUUACUUUUUGCGUGAGACAUCAUUGCACAUUCCAUUUACCAACCAGCAAAGUGCCUACAUUUGGAGACUAUAAAAAAGAUAAUAUAUUGGCAGUUAAGUUGGCUGACAAUGCGCUGAAUGUGAAGAGGCCAUGCUAUAACUACAUAGGCAGAUAAGUUGUGUAUCCACUUGGGUAAGGUGGAGACAGUGUAUAUUUUAUCUGGAGUUUUUCUCCGGCUGCCUGCUUUGCCCGCGUUUCACACACAACACAAUUGGUUGUCGAUAGGACGGCAGGGCAGGACUUGCCAAAGGCCCGGAACCGGCAAUACCCACAUCACCAGACGACGCAGCACAUCUUCCAACUAAAUAAAAAGAUAACCUUUUACCACCGGUAUCGUAGUACAGGUGGCUUGGGUUUAUUAACUUCAGGUGGAGCUACAUAACCACAUCUGACCACAUUAAGUGUCUACAACGAUCGCUUUUUAACUCUCUGAGUUGAUGCCAUUGAAGAGUAUACACCAGGCCGUCUAUAACAGAAGACGCAUCCUUGAGCAGUGAAACACAAAACCGAAGUAAUCGUGUCGGACUAAAAACUGUUUAAAUAGGUAUAAUAGGUAUUUUUUAUAUGCCGCAGAUGCUUGGGGUCCCUCUCCCGAUAUUUGCCAAUGCUCGAUUUGCCUCGCAAGAAAAGCGUAUACCCUGUAAUUUGAAAACUCUGAGUGUCGGUUUGACCUCAGAUAAAGGUCGAGAUUAUUUGGAAAUCAAGAAAGUUUUGUAAAACGGAUAGAUGCUUUUUCCUCCAACACAAAGUCUGAAGAAGACGUAAUUCGUCACGGAAUGAGUAAAAGAAAGGAUGUUUGUGCACAUUUUCUACAAAGUAUAUUUGGAUUUGUAAGGGUAUUAAAAAUCAAUGGUAAAAAUCCAUGCUACUGAAGGAGUCAUCUUUGCGGAAUAUAGUUAAUGUAAGUUAUCAAUAAGGAGCUCGACCAGAAGCCGGCAUCCUGAGGUGACUGGAUCAGCUUAACGUUCUGCGACAUGAAAAUUAAUAUGACAAACCCACCAAGAUAAUCUUUUAGAAUUCAAAGCACAUUUCAUGAGAUAGUCCAUCUACUGUAAUCUAACAGAUAGUCUGAAGUGCGUGAGGGGUAGAACCCAGGCCGGCUAGGUUGUGUUACAUAGACCGGAGACUGGGUGUGGUCUUGCCCAGCGUCAUAUGUGUUACGACGGUGAUGACGAAACAGAAAGUACCUAUUUCUCCCGCCCGCCGCCGCCGCCGCGAUGGAAAUAUUACUCCGACCGGCUCAACCAAUCAACGUGCAGGCAACGCAUGCGCCGGACAUGAGUCAGCCUGCGGCGACAGGUGUACCGGGCAGUGCAACGCCCGGCGAUAAAAGUAGGUUUGGGACACGCAAGUUCGGCUCCCGCGGCAAGCAGCUACCAGGUGAAUCACCUGGGCAGUCGAAAAAGGAUUUCUGCAGCUCCCCGAAAGCGCAGUUCUGCAGCGCAGUACUCUGGCCGACGCGACAGAGUGUGUGAAUAGCAAAAUAACUGGGCGUUUCAAUUUCCCCAACCCGGCGACCACAGCAGGCGACGAAAGAAAUUGAUGGUUGACUUUUGUAACCUAGUGGCGGCCGCUUUCGCUGUCGCUAACAGGCGCUGGCCUAGUAGCUUAGGAUAGCUUGAUACUUGAUGGUUGAUCCCAGACCACGACUAGUAAGUGCGAAUUCCGCGUGUGCCUACAUUACACGGAUGGCGGCAUGACGUCAGGGACAUGCUAGAAUCGAGGACGACCUAUUUCAGCGGAGUGGUUUUUAGCAAUUGGUAUUGCUAUUUUUUAGGUAUUAUUAAGGGUAUUGCGUGAAAACUCCUUCAAGUUGGUGAGCAUUCUCUUGGUUGUCAGUAGAUGUGAAAUCUCUUUCGCUGACGGGUUAUAAAAGGAGUUCUGUCGUUUCUAAGUCUGCCUAAAAAAGAGAAAAAGAGUCUGUGUUGAUGACCGCAUUUAUAGGUUUGUGGAUGCAAGUUAAAGUGUCCCGUGCCGACAUAGUGUGGUGUAUUGUACGAUCAAUCCUUAUCCUAGAAUAGAGAUCUCGUCUACCACCACCACCACCACCACCGCCACCACCAACACCACCACCACCAGCGCCACCACGGGCAUUACAAUCACCGACAGCACUGCCACCACGAACAGCUCAAUAGCUGCAGUUUCAUCCUCUCCACACUGUGGCCGUUCGUCUGAGUUGCAUAUUGGUCCGGUCGGUCACUUGCAAAUCCAUUGCAUUGAGUACGUGUCGACGUACGGUGGCCUACAACUUGAGGUCCACAAAGCCAUAAGUCAUGAAAACAAAGUUGAUUGGACAAACCUUACUGCGGCAAGAGAGCGAACAUGCAGUGGCAACAAGUCGUCUCACCAGGCCAUUUAUGGCCGUUGAGACUGAAGCACCGACGCGGAGCGCGUGCGUGCACCUGCGUUUUGCCCGUCUGCGGCCAAUCAGCGAAGGACCUAGCAUCGGCUGGCCUCGAGCUCUCUACAUGCCGGCGCAAAAUCCACUACGGCCCAGGCCAUCGGUCCAGGGGGAGUUUGGGUCGGAUUGAAGGCGGCGUGAGUAAGCGGUCGCGUCGGCGAUCACCGCAGCAGACUGUCACAACUGGCCACUCGGCGUCAGGAACCUCAAAACACAUUGGUCUAUUUCAUCGCAUCUGCCCACAAUGCCCCCAGGACAUUCGAUUAUCGCAGGGGACAUAUGUGCCUCCGUGACACUUUUCAGCCAAUUAGCAAGACUCAACCUCCUUCAUAACACCCCGCUUUACUAGCAUGCACGCAGCCGUAGGCCAAACGUGAACACACACACAUGCGUCCUCUACGUAGCACAGCAUGCCUCAUGCCCGCAGCAAACAACCAAUACAUUUUGUCAUCGCCGAUAUGCCGUGGAAAACGCAGCAUGCGUGCGGAUAUCACUUAAAAGCGAGGCAUGUCCACUGGAGCCUGAAGCUGGAACCAGGUCGUGUAGAUCACACCUAGACGGGCUACCAACCAAGGUGAGAGUGGCGUCGAGACUGAUGAGUAAAACCUACGACAAAUCAGCUCAUUCCUGUCUGCAGUUACCCUGACGUACAAAGACAACCACGGUGUUCGAGCCCACUCUCAGCCAUCUGGACUAUGUCUUGCCAUCGGCGAGGGGGGAGGGGAUAGUGCGACAGAUGCUGCUCAGAUCUGCCUCACUAUAAACAAGUCACGGGCUCUGCGCCCAUUCUAUGGUGGACGUUGUCUCUCUUAGCGUUCGAACCGUCAGACUCUGUCCGGAACCGCUUGCAGGGUCGAUAAAUGACUACGGCACAGUGAGACGUUGCAAAAACACGUCGGGAAUCGCAAUAAAGAUCGCCCCUCCUCCUCACCCCAAUCAGAUAAACAAGGUCACAGCCCCUGGACUUCCAUACUAUGAAGAACCGGCCUCUCCAGUUAUUGGCCCAAAACGUCCCCAGAACUUGUUUCUUCGGUCAUCGUUCUUUUCUCGGUCUGAACUUGCCUACCUGCAACAUGACUGACAUACGCUGGAAUUAAUAUGCUGUCCGAAAUGCCGUUUAGUAAUCUACCUAUAAAUGAGACAUAUGUGAAGGACGCAUCCCAGAAGGACCGCAAAUAACACUAGAGGUCACGUUAAGAAUGGGUCGUGGCAGGUUAGGGCUUAGGGUCAGGAGUUAGGACUAGGGGUUUGGGCUAAGUGUUAAGGCAAAUAAACUUCUUGUCCCAGUGAUCGCAUCUUCAUCUUCUGAGCUUUUCUUUUGUUAACAAUUAUUUGACAUCGUCGCCUGUGCGUUCCCCGACUUCACCUGUAGAGAACCCGUAUUACCGACUGCCCCGUAUUACAGGUGUCUGGGGUUUGUUUACCUCAAGUGCGGCUACAUCGCCCCAUUCGACCAAUUUUUGUCCCGCCAUAGAACCUGCCUUAAGUCAUCGCUGCGUCUCCAGUGGGGCAUUGGCGAGUGCCGCGCAAAUACUACAAACAGAUGCUGACCUUCGCCAACUUAUGGUCUGAAUUUGCAUGAACAAGUGCCGAUUAAUCACAGAUGCCAGUAUCGUCGUUUUUAUAGACCCCUUACAAGCAUAAAUAUUUACGUUGGGCUAAACAGGAACGUAGACAACAGCGAGCUAUGUCAGGAUAAAGCUUCGGAUCACAGAAGAUGGUAGUCACCAAAGGCAGCCCAUAGCAGACAAAUUUGGGAAGAUUCCGACAACAAAUCACACUAUCCGGCUUGGUCUCUAAAAGUCCUCCAGCGGACUGCCCUUGCAAAAAGACAUAACUGUCCCAAACUUGGGCGCCAGGCGCCAGACAGAGCGGCCAAAGGGCAGACAGACCUUUUGGUACGCAGUUCACAUAAGCAACAUAAUGGAAUGGGAAAAAAGCAAUAAAAAAAUAACACUAGAGUGAGGCAAAUGGGCUUCGGCUGCUGGACGCGCAUGCAGUGGCUUGCUGGCUAACAACCAGUGAUCGAGAUGCCUUACCGAUUUGGAUACGAACGACCCGCCUCCUCCUUUUUGGUGUCAUCGGUCAGUUUUAUCGAAUCCUCCCUCCCCUGCCUUAUCUGAAGUUCGAUUUGGAGCUCAGGCCUGAAGACGCCACCUGAUGACCAGCUGCUCGUUUUUCGUUCAAUUCCGGUUUAGGGUCACUGCAGAUGAUUGCACAGUGGUGAAGCGUGCGUGGUCGGGUGCCGAUCGACCCCCACGUGGGGACUUCCUUCUCCGGGACUCACAAGAAGCAGAAUACCAGAGCAGGGGGUUUCUUCCCUUGUUUUCCUCUGGGAUCUCUGCUGUGUAAUUUCGACAGUCAUCUGAAACGGCUAGAACACAGAAGUGUCCUAGAACGCUGAAGGAACUGACGAAAAAACCGCGGGGUCCGCAGCAUAGUACUGAGUGCCUGAAUUUUAAACAGCCAUAGUUCUGCAUCAGGCGUGUUCUUCGAUACUCAUUUUAGCAUAUAUUAAUGGUCGCUAUACCUUCAUCGACUCUAGAUGGAGCGUAAAGGCACAAUGACACGAGCAGGUCUUAUAACUUUAUCUGUGAAAGCGGUCCCAACGCAGGUAAUAUUACAGAUGGCAACCGACAGGCCAGCGGGGUCCGGGGCUCAGUGGUCGAGCGUUAGACCCAAAGAUCCUGGGUUUAAAUCCCAAGUGCCUUACACAUGGGGCCGGUCACGGCUGGCUGACAAUGACUGAUAAGCCAGAAAAGACCAUUCCAGUCUCCUUUCUUCUUGCCGUUUUUACCCUUUGGCUUGCCAGUGUGUUGUGAACGGACAUCACUCUGUCCAUCGGAGCCGGUUCUGGUAAUCUUCAGUACAGCCGCCGGAUAAUUUCCGCGAUCGCGCCUUCUCCUUGGUUCUUGUGUCCUAUUUGAGGACCUGAAGCCGUAUCAUCAUAAUCUCUGCACACCCGCGAGCACCAUGUGUAACCAAUGAUCACGAAUACCGCUCAUAACCCCAUAUAAGUUCACACGGAAACACACCAUUAGUGUGACCCCGACGGAAGUCUAGGGUCCCAAGACCACAUGUGCGGCUGUGUACUCAGCAAAAGUAAAGACUAUUGAAAAUAACAUGAAAGCGCAAUCACUGCAGCAGUGAUCGCAAUCUUUUCUUUGCCGAUAGUGCAAUCGAUUUCGCGAUAUUGCAGCACAAAAUGCCCUUGUUUUCGGAAAGUCAAUUGAAUUAGUCACCCUAGUCACCUGAUCCCCCGAUUUGAUCUCACGGUGACAGUAACUGUUCUUUGCAAAUUGUUCAAACAGAUAGGCAGGGAAAUUUGUGGACAAAAGUCGGGAGUUUUCUAUGGACAGCAGUUUGACGAGACUACGAAUGAAAAUUGUCUUGAGCACCAAAAGUGCUUAGAGUAUGAACACAAUUUAAUAAACGCGCGAAUAAAUGGAGCCCUUCAGUUGAGUAAAUUUUAAACCAUGUGUACAAAUCGGGGGUCUGAAAAAAUCCCUGCAGAGGUGAUUUGAACUCUUUCGAUUGAUUUCUACUACUUGUAUGGGUGUAAUCCCGAUUUUAAGACAGUGUGUACAAACACUUUAUUUCUUGUACUACUCUUGUAGAACAUUAGGCCCGCCUUUAAUUUUGUACGUGGGACGUUGGAACACUACCAUGAUCGCUUGUAUAGUAGGGUCUUCGAGCCUAAAAUGACGCUGCCUUCCAAGUGUGCAAAGUAGCCCAUAGACACUGAAUUCGGAGGCAGAUGAGAAUAGGAACCACCACCUCCGUAUUCUGAAGACCUCGGGCUGAUUUCUGGUGCGGUAAGAGUUUGUGUAACGGUUCGCACCCGACUUAAGCUUAGUGUUAAUGCUGAGAUUAUGGUUAGCGUUGAGGUUAUUGUAAGGGUUAAGGCGCAGGAAUACGUACCCUGACUAAAAUUACGCCACAGAAAAAACAACCCCAAGGUGUGGGACACCUGGGGCUCCACCCUGAGACCUGUUGGUUAGAAGCCCAAAGCCCUUAACCACUGAGUCGAGAGCUCGAUGUCCUGUGGAUUACGAUCGGGCAUAUACAACAGUAGAAGGGGACUCUCCGACCGUGUGAGUUCCAUAGCACUAUCGGUGAGCGCGCUUCAACUACCGUAUAUACCCGAUCGCAACUGAUAGAACAACGAGCCUUGGACUUAGUGGGUAGGGACGUUGGACAUCCGACCAACAGGUCGCGGGGUGGAGUUCCAAGUGUCCCACAACUUGAGGUUGGGCAUACCUGACUGGCGACGGCUAAUAAGCCAGGGAUGUCCAUUCCGGACUCCCUUGUCCUUGUCGGUAACGCUAUUCUGCCUUUAUUCCGUGCGGGUGUGCAGCUGCUGGCGGGACGCUCACUGAUCGUUUCUUACGUAACUCACUCAUCCCGUUGUGCCUUAAGGGCUCUCUCUCUCGAGCCCAACCAGCAGCCGCACAGCGGCGCAUGAUACAUAGGCAGAAUGGCAUUACCGACAAAGACAAGGGAGACUGGAAUGGCCAUUUUUGGCUUAUUAGCCCUCGUCAGCCAGUCAUACCCAAGCCCGAAGUGUGAAACACCCGAGCCUCGAACUCGUGACCUGUUGGUUUAGAAGUCAACGCCUCUAUUCACCGGGUCACGAGCCCGUUGCCUUGUCGGUUUUCGAUCGGGAAUAUACAGUGUUAGGGGGCGCUCACCGAUCGUUCAUACGGAACUCACUCGUUCCGUUGUGCCUUAUGGACUCUCUCUCGAGCCCAACCAGCAGCCGCACAGUGGCGCAUGAUUUAUAGGCAGAAUGGCAUUACCGACAAAGACAAGGGAGACUGGAAUGGCCAUUUUUGGCUUAUUAGCCCUCGUCAGCCAGUCAUACUCAAGCCCGAAGUGUGGAACACCCGAGGCUCGAACUCGCGACCUGUUGGUUUAGAAGUCAACGCCUCUACUCACCGGGCCACGAGCCCGUUGCCCUAUCGGUUUUCGAUCGGGAACAUACAAUGUUACUGUUAGAGGUUCGACGCCUCUAACCAUUGAGCCACGGACUCUUUGUCCUGUCAGAAGUGGCCAUUCCAGUCUUCCUUGUCUUUGUCAGUAAUAACAUUCUGCCUAUAUCAUGCGCCGCUGCGCGGCUGUUGGUUGGACUCGAGAGAGAGGGAGAGAGUCUCAAGGCACAACGGGACGAGUGAGUUCGGUUAUACGAUCAUUGAGCGCCCUUCUGCCAUUGUUAAUAUACCCGAUUGCAACCGACAGGAAAACAAGCUCGCGGUUCAGUGGUAAAGGACGUAGGACUUCUAGUCGACAGCUUCAGGUGUUCCAUACCUGUGCAAGGCCGACCGUAUUUCCGGAGAACUGAGAUUCCUAUUUACGUGUCUUACACCGAAAUGUUCUAUGAGUACAACUCGACCACUUCAUGAGGGCCGGGGGAGAUAUUUAGAUUGGUUUUGGGGAACUUUCAUGACGCAUGCUUUCAAAAUAUUCAAUUUAGGUUCGAACACUCGUUGUGACUAAAAUAUAUAAGAACUGAAAAAAAUGAAGUAAAAGUACUACCUGAUUUCGGGUACUUAGAAGUGUACUUUGGCAACAAGUGAGCGCCAGAAAGAACGCUUUUGGAUCUAUUCCAGGACAUAGAGUUAAAUAGAUGGAGACAAUAUUCAUUCAUAGAUGUAGUAGUAGCCUGGUAGUCAUCUGAUGAAUUCUAGGUAAAUUGCUUAGGAGAUCCUGCUUGAGCAGUCAACUUACUGUAUCAGAUUUUGUGGAUUCCAGACGUUGCAGUAGAUUGGGUGGGUAACUUGACCAAAAUGUGAUUUAACUCGCAUCGUCCGUCUGUGCCUCGUAUCUCAAGUGGUUAGAGCGUUGGCUGUACUAAAGCCUCCCACUUACUGCGUGGGUUCGAAUCCCACCGAGUCGCUGAGUGUUUCACAGUUGGGUCAACAUGGGUAAUAAGACAGUUAAAUUUAGUUAAGAAGCGGAGUUACACAACCUACCGUUGUCCCAACCGCCUAUCACAGGCAAAACCCCGAAAGACAAGCGGUUUCCCGGUCACUUUAGUUUCGUGAGUUACUUUGGACUGAAAAAAAUCUUGAAAUCCGUAGGACUCUGUAUAAACUUUGCUUCGAACAUAAGAUAAGGUGUUCUUCUAUAAAGACGCUAAGCGUAAAGUGACUGAUUUGCACUACAUAAAAAUGUUCGAAAUGAGCACAGAACAGUUUUUGAAAUGAAAAACGCCUGGAGAUCAGUCCAUACAGAAAAAAUCCUGCAUUGGCACAAUAUGAUCGUGGCACCAGAAUCAACUUCCAUCUCAGGUAGAACGUAAAUCCCUAGGGCUUUGGUCUAAAGCGUGCACUGGUUGCCAAUCAUCUUUCGUAGAUUUCAAGGUCAGUCUUGUGUUCCUGGGGCGGGCAGUUCUCACACAAAUAUUUUGCUAACCGUAGCAUCAGGAGAGCUGUCUUGUGACCUCACUUUACGACCAGCACGGCCUGAAAUGCUGCACUCAGGGACAAGGCUGCGAUUGCUUAAGUGAAAUGUUCGACUCACGCACAAAAGCCGCUGCCCUUACGAGCGCAGUCACGUACAUUAGGCUUCCACUGUACAUCUGGUCGUCGGCGUGCCAAUGCUUUCGUAAUCCAGCUUCCGGUCAUAUAGUCAGUGCAGGUCGAAAAAGGUUACUGCCCCACCGCAAUUGUGACGCUGCAUCAGUCAGGCUGGCUGUCGUUUUCCCCGUUUCUCUUCCGAAAUUUAAACGCACGGGCGGAUGAGGAACUGAUGUCGAAGCGACAAAAUUUGAGCAGGUCCUCAUAAUUCGUCUGAGUUAGCUGAAUUCCUUACUUUUCUCACAAUGCCUGCACAGUCUAGAGGAGGCCAUAUUUGCAUAGAGUUUUCGCAUCGUUUCCAGCGCUUCGAAAUUCUCUAACACUGAUUGCAGUGUGGACCAGGACGACAAAGUCAUCUCCUCGAAGUCCUCCCAGAGAGUGCAGUGCCCUUAAAACGGGCCACAGGGUAGAUGGGCUAGACUAGCACCGGAGUUCGAGCGGACUCCGGCAGGCGUUGUCGAUUAUCCGCACCCAUGGUAAAUGCCAGCAUUAAGUUGUGGCGACAGACAAAUUUGCCAUUUCUGCACUGCCCUCCUACUGUUCCUGUGGUAGAAAAUCCUGAUCAGUGUCCGUUGUGGACCAGGGGACGUGGUGGUACGUCUACGUGCCACUUGCGUCCCCUUCCGCCUCCGGUCUUCUUGACUCUCUUUUGACCCCAGGUCGAAGUGAGGUGGCGGAAGGGAGUGCGGUAGACGCGGUGCAAGUCUACUAUCACUGUAAACUACUUCACGCUCAAGUCACCGUCCCUGCUUUUGCAAUGCCGUGGAGCAUACGGUGGACAUCGUGGAAAGAUAAGGGAGAUUGGAGCAGCAAUUGCUGGCUUAUUAACCACCGCCAGCUCGCCAUACCAACCGAGCAAGUGAGUUCCGUACCACAAUCGGUGAGCGCCCCUCUUCUAUUGCAUAUGACGAUCACAACCGACAAGACGGCAGGCCCUUGGCUCAGUGGUUGGAGGCGUUGGACUUCUAACUAAAAGGUCGUGGGAUCGAGCCCCAAGUGUUCCACACUUAGGGUUUGAGCAUGACUGGCUGACGACGGCUAAUAAGCCUGAAAUGGCCAUUCCAGUCUCCCUUGUCUCUAUCGGUAAUACCACUGCCUAUUUCAUGCGCCUCUGUUUGCUACUGGUUGGGCUCGAGAGAAAGCCCGUAAGGCACAACGAAACGAGUGAGUUCCAUAGAAACGAUCAAUAAGCAUCCCUAUACCAUCGUCAAAAUCGACGGUCGAAAUGCCGGCGGCCUGGAAGAGCCAGAGUGUGGUUGAUUUGACGUAGGUAUUGAGUUUACGUAACAACCACCCGGGUAAUCAGAAAUGCGGAUGCAUAAUAGCACUCUGCUGAUGUGUUAGGAAACAGUUUACGUAACCUGACGACAGGGUGGGUGAAUUACAAUAACUCCGAUGGGCGCUCAGAGUCGCCCGCUUAAUUUCGCCAACCGGCACAUGGGGAGAUUAGCCGAGAGGUCAAAAGACGCCAGAUACAAGUGUUUGUGAAUUUUCUUGUACAUCAAAGACAUCUAUCGAAAGCUCUCAGCCGGACCGGAGGCAACUAUCAGGUACCAGAUGAUGGGGCAACAAAACCCGCAUAAAUAACCACGAAAGGCGUGGAGUCCUUCAUCGGAUCUGGCUCAGUUGCGAGCAAGAUGGCUACUCAGGAGAAACGGGAAGAUUACUGCGAACCCAAAUCACGGAACAGGAAUUUGCAUUUGAAAGGAAAAAUAUCAGCCUUAAAGUCAUGACCCGGUUAAUAGGACCUGACCGCACCUUUAAGUUCGACGACAGGCACGUGAGUCAAGAGCUGCUUGCGUUCUGAUUCUCCUGCACAUCAAUAAGCGCUACGAUACUCUCACUUACUCACAUAUGGGACACUAUCUGCGCAGCUUAAUUAGUCACGUGGGCGAUGAGUGUGCGAAUUAACAUUACAUCCAGUGACACCACCGAUGAGUAAGAUUUCGAAGUCACUUAUGUGCCUCAUCGACACCUGUACUGAAGCCACAACGAUCGACGUGUCGUAGUCGUGCAACACUUACAUCCCCAGUACAGCCAUCUUCAAUAAAUGCAAAGCCGCCAAUGUUACUGGAUGUGUAGCUGCGUAGUGCCCCUGUGCGGGUCUACAACUGUUAUUUGUUGCAACCUUCGGCGUUGGGUUCGAGGGAGUGAUAACAUCCAAAUCACCGACUAAAUAAAUGCCCUGUUCAAGAAAUUCGGCCUCUUUUGUCUCAAAGUCACCAACAUGUGUGGACGUAGUCCAAACGAAGAUAUAGCCCACUAUAUUCCCCAAACGGGCCAAGUCGUUUAACAUUCCCAAUCAGUAAAAAGGGGACCCAGCAUUCCUCUGUCGAAAGAACGGGAUCAUUUUGUCCACUUGCAUAACUUCAACUCGCAUGACAUCCCAAACUGAAUUUAUGGUAUAGGUGACCAAAAAUGUUUAACAUUUAAAACCAACCGUCUGCUUGACAGACACCUUUCAGUACUCAUCGUCGGCUGACAAGACGCCUAUUUAACCUUCGGUCGGAGGUUUCCGAGCCAAUACUGAGCGACAGAUUAAUAUAGGAAACCUGACCCUUUUCCCACCCAUUUGACUGGUUAAUAUUUCUAACAGCUGCGCUACACAGAAAAUCCGACAGGUCUUGAAGUGACUUUCGGAUUCUGACAGUUCUACAAAUAGAUUAUUCCAUUCCCCUUAUCUCGAUUAUUUUUUGUCAUCAUGUUUGCCGUUACCUUUCUCCCUGAUGGGAUGACCGACAACCACCACCACCACCACCACCACCACCACCACCACCACCACCACCACCACCACCACCACCACCACUAUUGCCUCCCCUAAUAUCGCGCCCAUCAAAUAUCGAGCGUCGGCGACCUAAUGCAACUGGUUCAAAUAUCUCUACCUCCCUGUGUGACAAAGUAGUCUUCUCAGACACUUUUAGCGUCUGAAAACGAACCAGGAUAGGCAAGUGGCGCAACUAACGAGAUCUCGAAACCGAAAGUUAGAUGCGGGGUACGGCAUGCAUUGGGCGUUGUCACAUUGUUUGCUAGAUCCUUUUGCGACACAGAGCAUCUUUACCUACUUAAGGUAAAAGGCUCGAUUUUGGGCAAAAUCGAACGCGCAAGCGGCCAGUCAACAAAUCGCUGAUUUUCUGCGUGUUUUGUUAUUUCUAAAAGUCUUUCAUUUAGAUGCCUCUCCGUUCGCUAUGCAGUCGUUUUCGAAAAUGCUGGUUUUCAGUAGAAAAGAUUAUGUCCAGAUCGGUAAAAAAAUAAUUGAAUAACCCCAAUCUACACUCCUAAAUAUGGGCCGACCAGAUAAUACUUCUAAACUCUCUGAUACGCAGGCGUCUUCAUUUCAGGCCUUUCCUGAGAAAUACACGGCAUUUCACACCAUUUCAUGCACCAACUGCCGUGUGUGUGUGUGUGUUUUUUUUCCUCUUAAAGGGGCCAACGCGGUAGCUGAGUUGGGCGAACACAGAGUUAAGAUGGGAGUCCGGCAGGCGUUAUCGGGUACUUCCACCCAUAGCAAACGCCAAUAUUGGGGUGUGGUGGCACCCCCAGUUGUCCGCUUGAUCCGCGGCAAUUGCGAUCCCUGCUGCACCCGAUUGUUUUUGUAGGUAAAAUACUGGACCUGGAUGCACCUUCGGUCUCGACAGUGGCACCUGCUGGACAACGUCAUCGUCCGGAGGCGAGACCAGAAGGACGUGCUGGUGACAAAGGCGAUACCAGUCGCUGACGGGAAGACCGAUCAUCACUUCGUCAUCUCCAAAAUGAGAAUCUGCCUACAGCCGUGCAGGAGACCUCAAGGUAAGCGCUCUGGCUGUCCUCUGUCGCGCAGGACGCCAACGACCGGACUGGUUCGAAGAAAAAGACGCUGCCAUCAGCAACCUGCUCGCCGAGAAGAACCGCCUACACAAAGCCUUCUUCAACGCUCCACCGGCAAAGGUAAGGCAGCCUUCUACCGUAACCGCGACCUUGCGCAACAGCGGCUGCGGGAGAUGCAGGAUGUUUGAACGGCUUGCAUGGCCAAGGAGAUCCAAGGAUAUACGGACCGAAACGAAAGAAAGAUCUUUUUCGCCGUAACCAAGGCUGUCUACGGUCUCGCAGCCAAAGGAACUGCUCCUCUUCUCAGCGCUGACGGCUGUACCGCAUCCACUGAGAGGACGCAAAUUCUACAGCAAUGGACCGAGAACUUCAAAGGCGUCCUCAGCCGUCUUUCCACCAUCUCCGAAGCCGACGUCGCCCGUCUGUCUCAAGUGGAAACAGACGCCGACCUUGACCUCCCGCCAUCUAUACACGAAACCAUGAAGGCCGUGCAGCAGCUCUCCCGUGCGAAAGCGCCGGAAUCGGACGCAAUCCUUGCUGAGAUCAACAAGCACGGCAGUCCCCAACUUAUGUCUAACCCGACAGUACUCUUCCAGGAGAUGUGA